GCAGGAUCACGCCCAAGCAACCAUAAACCUUUGUAGAUAAGUGCACAACACCCUUCUUUCUGCUAUUACAAGUGGGAUAUUUCAUGGGCCUAUCAUUUCUAUUUACUAGCAAUUAUGCAGUCUCUCCUUGUGUUAACACUCUUCGCGUUAUCUGCGAGCGUCAAGUGCGUCAACUUUGCCUUCGAAGAAGAGCAGCUUGCAGAUGCAGAGAUUGGGGAUUUUCCAGCCAUCGCCUUUGGAAACUCUUCAGUCGCGGCCUCUCUUGAUGAUGAACCAGAGUGUAGAGAGUAUCCGGGCAGCGACGGCUGGCCCCUAGAGGAAGAGUGGUCGCGGCUGAACCAAUCUCUAGGAGGCGCCUUGAUCAAAGGGGUUCCACCCGCGGCGGUAUGUUACGAUGGGCCGUAUAGAGAUGCGGAUGCGUGUAUGUUCCUCAUCCGGAAUUCCAGCAUGAACCGUUUUUAUAUAGACAACCCGGUCACCGUGUUGAGCGAAUGGGGUGAGGGCGAUACCUGCCACGCGACGCUUCAGCCGCAAGAUGGCGAUAACUGCACACAGGGUGCCUUUCCUGUCUUCGUCAUCAAUGCUACAACUACGAGGCAGAUUCAGAUCGGCGUCAACUUCGCUAGGAAUAGGAACCUAAGGCUAGUCGUUAAAAACACCGGGCACGACUUCGUCGGUCGAGCGGUCGGCUUGGGAAGUCUUAGCAUCUGGACGCACUACCUGAAAGAUUUCCAAUACCUGCCCCGUUACCAGGUUGGCGAGUACAGGGGCAAGGCAGGCAGAGUCGGUGCCGGUAUUGAGAGUUGGGAGAUGUUUUCCCAGAUGGACAAGUACAAUGCCACGUUUGUGGUAGCCGGAGGUUACACCGUUGGGGCUUAUGGCGGUUGGAUGGCCGGCGGUGGACACUCCGCUUUGGCUUCCAAGUACGGCUUAGGCGCCGACCAAGUUCUAUCUCUUCAAGUGGUUACAGCUGACGGCAGGUUCGUCACUGCGGAUCCGAACCAGAAUACUGAUUUAUUCUAUGCUCUGCGUGGCGGCGGGGGGAGCACUUUUGGCGUCGUGACUUCAGCUACAGUCAAAGCCCACCCCUACACAACAAUACUCGCCACUUCCAUAAGCUUUUCAACAGGUGGGGCUAACGUCUCCGUUGAUCCUGGCGACAUCGAGAAUUUCUGGAAGGGUUUCGAUUUGUAUCAUGAGUUCGGCAAAAAGAUAGUCGAUAAUGGCGGUACAGCAUAUAGUUACAUGUCGCGUAUGACGUCUAGCAACGACAGCUACAGCUUCAUGACGGAUGUCGAGCUCCCCAACGUAUCAGAAGAAUACUUAUCCGCAUUCGUACAGCCUCUCCUCGACGACCUGCGAGCAGCCGGCCUCAACGUAACCACGCGGGCGCCGUACCCAGCGACUAACUGGUUGGCCUCGGCUAGAGCAGGCAUCGGCGACACCCCAGGCAGCUCCCGGUUCGCCAGCCGCCUGCUCCCGCGCGCCAACUUCGAGGACCCGGAUCUGUUCCAGGCAACGCAGCUCGCGCUGCGCCAGUCCAUCGAGGAAGGGUACCGGUUCCACGGCAUCCACCUGCAGCCCACCGAAGCCGUGGCCGGCUACCCGGGCGCCGGAAACGCGGUCAACCCGGCCUUCCGGAAGGUGAUCAUGCACGCGGACCUGUUCGACAACACGGCCAUCAGGGGCCUGUCGCCGAUGGCGUGGAAGGAGACGCACGCGCGGCUCGCGGGCGCGAUGGAUAGGUGGCGGGCUGUGACGCCGGGGGCCGGGGCGUACAUCAACGAGUGCGAUGUCGAGGAGCCGGAGUGGCAGCAGGCGUUCUUCGGGAGCAAUUACGAGAGGUUGUUGGAGAUUAAGCGGGCUAGGGAUCCGUGGGGCGUGUUUUACGCGCCGACGACGGUGGGGAGUGAGGCGUGGGUGGUGAGGACCGAGGAUGAUAUGCCUACGCAGAAUGGGCUGCUUUGUAGGGUUGGUUCUGGGAAGGCGAAGAGGGAUGGGAUGGGGAUGGGGGUGUGAGGGAAGGGGGAAAGGUACGAAUGACAAGACUGAAGCCUUUGCUUUUUGGGAGUUAUUGUCACCUUCAUAGCUUUCUAGGUACUAGGCACCCAGUUUUUGUGACAUCUUGUGUCCCUAUCACUAGCUAGGAACGUAGGUAUGCAUGUAAGUAGUGAUAUGAAGAGUUGUAUAUGAAAUUUCAUAAACAGCAAGCUUGUUGAACACUGACUAUACUACGAAGUAUAUGGCUGCGUAUGAGGCAUGUAUCGCCAACGGUUGCCUCGCUAUGAGAUAUGGUGUUGAAUUUGUAAGGAGGUGAGU
Messenger RNA from Annulohypoxylon truncatum, 2319 nucleotides. RefSeq names its product FAD-binding domain-containing protein. NCBI's taxonomy places the organism in Eukaryota, Fungi, Ascomycota, Sordariomycetes, Xylariales, Hypoxylaceae. The record is from RefSeq and is a predicted model, not a curated record. Bases 115 to 2019 code for a protein of 634 amino acids. Gene Ontology annotation, molecular function: FAD binding; oxidoreductase activity. The transcript is spliced from 4 exons.